AAGUUAGAGGAUAACACACAGGAAACGCGCCAAUCUACACGUAAUAUUAUCUACCAAGUGUGGACAUGGAAUCCUGAGAGUGCCGACACCUGAACAAGACCCGGCUGCUGAAGAGUUUUCAGCUCAAAGUGACCGUGUUCGGGGGACUUGUCUGUGGGGCAGUACAGGAUACCGUGGAGACCGUGUCUAUGCAGAUACAUAAUCAUCCUCUUUUAAUUUCACCUCCUGCAUUUCCCGCAUAAUGACUGCCAGGCUGACAGUCACACUCCUGAUGGCAGUGAGCCUCUCGCUACCAGGCCUCAUCCACAGCUUCCAGCCCCUCUUCACAUUUGAUGGGAAAUCCAGCACUCACCUUCACAUCACACAAAGGGCGGUGCUUUGGAAGACGGCUGAAGUCUGUCGGGAUAUCGCUGCCUCUGAGGGACGAGACUUCAGCCUGACUAUUGAUGACAGCCUGUCAGCUGACAGUGUGCAAAGGGCCUGUUCUUCUACAGGUGGAUCUUUCCUCUCGAGUCUCAGGUACCGCGCUUCCAUUGCCGAAAUGUGUUUCAGCAAUGCAAAAGUGGAUGUGGUGUUUGCCCUGAGUGAGAAGCACCAUUUUGAUAGUGAGACCUUCCAGAAGGGACGAGAUAUAAUCACAUCAGGCGUGGCUGCUGUUAAGUCCAGCGUGAAGUCGGAUAACUUUGUUGCAGGGAGAUGGAUUCUCGGACAAGUCUGUCACACCCUCCAGGAUUUCUACAGCCACAGUAACUGGGUGGAGCUGGGAAACACGGCUCCUUACGGCGCUCUCAUCACACCAGACCAACCUCUUGAGAAUCUGGCAGGCUUAAGUGUUCCAACCUGCAGAAACUGUAAAGGACAGAACUGUGCUGACAACAUUCUGCCUGACGUGCUGCAGCAGGGGCUUCUCACUUCAGGCUACUUUAAUGUCUUCUCCUCAGAAAAGCCUCAAGGUAAAUGCAGUCAUGGUAGCUUUUUUGACAAGACCAGCAAUCGAGACCCAGUUGGGGGCAUCAAUAAGGAUGACGUUGGGUCUAGUCAUGGCUCACUUCACCACACAGCAGCUGACUUGGCAGUGAACGCCACUAUGGAGCUGCUGGAGGACAUCAGACUGGCUGUUGGAGACCAGAACUUCCUGCAACUGAUGGGUCUCUCCCAAUCCUCUGCGCUGUGUUUCAUCACCAAAGGCAGUAUGUCGGAUGACAUCGCCACAGUAAAGAGCGUUGCCUUUGGCUUCAUCGACAGUAAGAGGGGAACCGAGCAGGAGUUGUGCUUGUCCGAACUACAGGUGACAGUCUUACAGGUGGUGAAGAUUCCGGGAAAGCCUGACAAUUUUACAUUUACUGUCGAUGGUUCAUUAAAGGACAUUACUGUGUACAUCACAGGAGCCUCUUCUCUCACGUUCAAGCUCAGCGGCCCCACAGGUUUAUCUCAGAGCUCAAGUGAGACCGGCGGUCCUCUGGCGUCUUCCACUGCAAAAGGAAACCUGCGUCGUUUAAGCCUCAACGCUGAUAAUCAAACAGGGUCAUGGCAAAUCACGGUGAACUCAAAUAGCCCAUAUUCUGUGAAAGUUGCAGGUCAGAGUUCAGUGAACUUCCUUUAUAACCUUGUGGAAGCACACGAAGGAGUCCAUGCAGACUUCAGUCUCAAGGAGGGACGUCCUCUCUCAGGCAGUAAUGUCAGCCUCAUGAUCUCUGUGACAGGAAGUGACAUAGUAAAGGUCACAGGGGUCACUCUGUUUUCUAGCUCAGGGUCAACGGAGGUGGACGGAUCACUACAGGCGUUGGGAGGGGGCAACUUCUUUGUGACAUUCACUGGAAUCCCAGCAGGUGAAUUUGUGGUUCUUCUUAAAGGGGAGGACAGCAACUCCGCCACCAGGUCAACAACCACCAGUUUCCAGAGACAAGCCUCCACUCGGAUCAAGACCUCCAGCAUUUCUGUUACUACCCAAGUCACCAACAUAAACGUAGAACCGGGCUCCACCAUCUCCAUCCCCUUCACAGUUGCCGCAACCUCCAAUGGGGUCGUCAAUGACUCCGCAACGGGAACGUUCACACUACGAGCCAUCAAUGACCGCAGCUAUGCUUCCACUUCACCCAGCACAGUCACUGUAGCGGCAGGAAGCGGAGGCGCGGCCAGCGGCACAGUGACCUUGACGGUGCCGAGCAGUGCUGCAUCCGGGACUGGCGUGACCCUCAGCAUUGAGGCGGAGAACACGGCUGACGGUGACAUCAACUACGCUGUUGUCAGGUUCUCUGUGACUGCUAAGGUGACAGACUUUAGUCGCCCUGUGUGUCAGGAAGUCAGAACAACGUCCAACUGCUCAUCCUCUGUGUCGUCCUGCUCUUCCUCCCAGUGGGAAUUUGUGGCUAGUUUCACCGACGGCGUAAACGGCACUGGCAUUGAGAACGUCAACAUACGCAAAGGGAACGGUACAUUAAGUAGAAAAACAACAGCUGGGGAAGGGGGAGAGGAGAUUACGGUGGUUACCUUCAGCACCUCCUGCUGCAAACAGACUGUUGAGCUGACUGCUAUUGACAAAGUUGGAAAUGUGGCGACCUGUGUGGGACAGGUUAGAGUCAAAGAAAUGACUACAGCCGCACGUGCACCUGCAAAUAGGAUUGUAGCUAACACAGCAGCAGGAGGGCACACUUGGAGCUUAUCAUACCGUUUGUGGAUCAUAGUUGCAGUUUCUCUGCUUUGGAAUUGAAAAUAUUGUGGAGAUAUCCCGUGAAUCAUAUGAAUAAUGUCGGUCUUGAAAAGAUGCAUCACUCAGUAAAUAAAGUGGCCCAUAUUGGCCUUUAGUGAUAUCCAAACGAUGUAUUCCCAAAAAUGGAUAUAGGCAGCAGCCCCAGUAUCAGCCAGAUUCUAGUAAAAUAAAAUAAGUAAAAUAAAAUAAAAUAAAAUGUAGUAGUUUUUCCACAGAUUACUACUACUUUAUAGUGGUAUAAGUGGUUAUAGUAGUGUUGAAGUUACUUUAAUGCAGCCUCAAUGGCCCCAGCUUUUCAAAAAAGUGAUUAUUUACAAGUGUUUUCAAUGAAUAAUUAAUGUGUACUUCGGUGGCAAGAUUUUGUUAUAGGGCUGUUUAUGGACAUGUUAAUGUUUUGUUUUACAGGUGCAGUGGUAAUAAUGAUGAUGAUAAGCA
Solea senegalensis (Senegalese sole) is the source of this 3145-nucleotide messenger RNA. Its product is annotated as von Willebrand factor A domain-containing protein 7-like. The transcript is spliced from 15 exons. NCBI's taxonomy places the organism in Eukaryota, Metazoa, Chordata, Actinopteri, Pleuronectiformes, Soleidae. The coding region runs from base 242 to 2710 and encodes 822 amino acids. The record is from RefSeq and is a predicted model, not a curated record.